UCUCCAGGAAAGUGGGCAAGCGCAGCCCCAGCCCUUGGCCCCCGCCCAGGCCGGUCCCCGGGCGUGGCGGCGUCCCCGCGGGACCUCGGGCGCCUCUCAGUCGUCACCCUCCCGGGCUCCCUGGGCGGCCUCGCGGGCGGGCGCGCGGGGACCGGAGGAAAAAACUCGGGGACGCAGAGCCGGGCGUGAGGGCAGGACCAGGGGCCAGCUGGGCCCUCGGGCUCUGGGGACCGCCGCGCGGGAGGCGGCACGUCCUGCGCGGGCGGGUGGGGUGCGCAGGCUCCGCAGCUGUUUGGAACGCUCCGCGGUUUGCAGCACUUGCAGCUGCUCCGCUUACAGAGCUGUCCCUGGGCCCAGGUCUGGGGCGAAAAUGCCAGCCCUUCACAUCGAAGAUUUGUCCGAGAAGGAAAAGCUGAAGAUGGAAGUCGAGCAACUUCGCAAAGAAGUGAAGUUGCAGAGACAGCAGGUGUCUAAAUGUUCUGAAGAAAUAAAGAACUACAUUGAAGAACGUUCUGGAGAGGAUCCUCUGGUGAAAGGAAUUCCUGAAGACAAAAAUCCCUUUAAAGAGAAAGGCAGCUGUAUUAUUUCAUAAAUAACUCUCAGAGAAACUUUGUCCUCAGUGGAAGAACUAGUUUGUUUUAGUUUUCCAAAAUAAAACCAACAUGCCUUUUAAAGAAGGAAAACAAAAUUAAAAGGAGACUUUUUUAAAACACAUAUAGAUAUGGUUAUGUAUAAAAACUAUGUGCUUCUCAUCUUUGCUCACCACACACCCUUUUUAAGAGGGCAGAGAGUAUCAAAUGUACAAUUAUGGAAAUAAAGAUAUUACUUGUGCAUGACUCACCUCUUUCAGUAUAUUGCUUGAUGCCUCAAAUAAAGUUUUAUCAUUGGAAAAUGCA
Messenger RNA from Manis pentadactyla (Chinese pangolin), 896 nucleotides. It is a transcript of the gene GNG11, whose product is annotated as G protein subunit gamma 11. Lineage: Eukaryota; Metazoa; Chordata; Mammalia; Pholidota; Manidae. The record is from RefSeq and is a predicted model, not a curated record. Gene Ontology annotation, biological process: G protein-coupled receptor signaling pathway. The transcript has 2 exons. Gene Ontology annotation, cellular component: heterotrimeric G-protein complex. Bases 371 to 592 code for a protein of 73 amino acids. Gene Ontology annotation, molecular function: G-protein beta-subunit binding.